UAUUUCAUCGAAUUAUAUUUUGUUAAAAAAUUUCAACGAUAAAUAUUAAUAAUCAUUUUCAAAAUGUUUUCAUUAAAGUUAAAUUUUUUAUUACUAUAUGUGUGUUUAUGUACAAAAGCAUAUACGUCUUCAAAAAAAUCAAUGGAUCAAUUAGAUAAGUUACUAAAAUAUCCGGGAUGGAAAGAUUUAAAUGAAGUAAGCUCUAUAACAUAUCUUACAAAAAUAUAUUAUCUUGAAAAUCUGAUUGAAAUACCUACAGAUCGAAAUAUAGGUGAGCCAAAGAUACGAGCCUUGACAGUAUUUCUAAGUUGCACAUACGCAAAAGUUAUAAAUAAUAUUUUUUCAAUUAUUGUCAACUGGGAUGAAAUUUGUAAAAAUCAAAAUGAAGAAGACAACGACUUAAUAAAUGGAUGCAUUUAUACUAAAGAACUCAUAAACAUAAUAGCCAAAUUAAUUGUUCCAAUAGCAACAUUGAUGAAAGGUGCAAUGGAUGCUUUAGAUUUAUUACAUCAUUUACUAUUUGCCAAUUUUAAAAUACAUGAUAAAAAUGCCUACAUAAUAAGUUAUUUAUUAGAUAGAAUAGAAAAUAUUUUUGGCAAAUUGCUUGAUCCGAGUCUAUCAUGUGAUAGUUCUACAAACUCUUGGACAUUUGAAAUUGUUUAUACAUUCUUUAAAAGAAUAAUACAACUUUUACAAUUUGCUACUGGUAAAUAUUGUGAAUUUGUACCUUACAAUACAAAUUAUUUAUGGAAUGAAUGGGUUCAAGAAUAUAGAGCCAUUAACCAGAAAGUAAAAUUAAUAUUUUUUAAAUUCUUAACUAGGAAAAUUAAAAAUUAUAUCAAGACAGUAAUUGUCGAAAAGUAUUUUCAACUGGGAUUUAAAUUUGAUCCAAUUACUGAAGAAACGUUUAUACAAACACAAGAGGAAUUCAUUGAACUAGAAUUAGAAUUUAGAACAACAGACGAAGAACCUCCAACGCCAGUAUAAAUAAUGUUAAUAAAUAAUUAAUUUUGUUUUUAAUUUAUAUUUCAUAAUUAAUUACAUUUUUAGUAUUACUUAGUAAAUAUUUUAAUGAUUACUAAAACAUAGACAUUAAUAGUGAAUUACACAAUUAUUUAUUGGUUAAACACAUGGAAUUUUAAUACAUUAUUGAUAUUAACAAUUAUAAAAAUUUAAUAUAAAAGUGUUCUUCAAAAUAGUUAUUAAUAGACUGGAUUUUAUUAUUGAAUCAUUAUUUAAUAAAUAAAUGAGUUAAUAAUUAACUAAUAAUUACAUGUAUAAUUAUUAUACAUGUAUGCAUUUAAAAAGACCGAUAUUUUUAUUAAAUUUUGUUGCUUGUGUAUAUACAGAGUGGAACGGAUCUAACUGACAACUCUUAUAACUUAUGAUCUACAUAACAUUUUAUACUUUUUAUUUUUUCAAUUAAUUUUUACAAUAUAGAACUAUAUUUCAAAUAUGUUCUAUGUUAU
Messenger RNA from Daktulosphaira vitifoliae (grape phylloxera), 1469 nucleotides. RefSeq lists its product as uncharacterized. The coding region runs from base 64 to 987 and encodes 307 amino acids. The record is from RefSeq and is a predicted model, not a curated record. NCBI's taxonomy places the organism in Eukaryota, Metazoa, Arthropoda, Insecta, Hemiptera, Phylloxeridae. The transcript has 2 exons.